This is a messenger RNA of Lepisosteus oculatus (spotted gar), 3148 nucleotides long. RefSeq names its product TNF superfamily member 18 (gene tnfsf18). Gene Ontology annotation, cellular component: membrane. Gene Ontology annotation, biological process: immune response. Lineage: Eukaryota; Metazoa; Chordata; Actinopteri; Semionotiformes; Lepisosteidae. The record is from RefSeq and is a predicted model, not a curated record. Gene Ontology annotation, molecular function: tumor necrosis factor receptor binding.
GAUCGGAUCCCAUACUCUUUAUUUGUUGUUUAUUUUUUAGAGGAUGGAACAAUGGCAUUCACACCAUAACACUCCGAACAACAGCGUUAUUUUAAAACCCGUAGGUGGACCUCCAGCCAGACCACACACCUCCCAAAGAGAGAAAUGAGAUACGCUACAUUUGGGUCCUCAUAAUUCUCUCCGUUUCCCCUCGUUCCUUUUUCAUCCGCCUUCCCUCCCUCUUCUCUCCCUGGUGGUUUGUCUUUCUCAUACAGUAAGUAGGAGGGGCACUCCUGUCUUCAAAUGUUCUCUUUUUCUCUCUCAAGUUGCAGUACAAGUAGUGGCGGCUCCUGGAGUGACAACCAAAACAACAACAAUAAAAAACUCUCGUUCGCCCCGAGAGUUAACUCGGUUUUCUGUCUAGCGGCCUCCAGCACAGCGUCUUCCUGCUGUCUCGGGAUGACAGUGCUAAACUGCAAAGACCCGGGCUGUCAAGACGCACUAUCCUGCCAGAAGCGACUGAUUCACCUGCUGCUCUUCUGCGUUGUCUUGCUCUCUCUCUUGCAGGUUGUCUGUCUGGCUGUCUUUUUCGCGCUGGUCUAUCCACUUCAGGGCAAAAGUGAGAGUCUUCCCAGUCAUUUACUAACUGCACAUUUUGGAGAUGCAGCCAUUGAAUCAUUCAGUGCUGAUCCAGAUGGAAAGUUCAUCAUUGCCUGGGAGGAUGAGAAUGGAAUGCCAUCACAGAACUUCACUCUGCAUAAUGGUCAUCUGCAAAUACACCAUGAUGGGUUGUAUUUCCUCUACACCCAGAUCAGCCUGCAAACAAUAAGCCCAGCUAAUAUCUACACGGUGGAAGUGUGGCGAAAGACAGGUGUUGAAGAAGUCGUGCUUCUGGGAAGGAGCUUCAACCACACGGGUGGUCCGUUCUUGUCUUCAACCUACACGGGGCGUCAGUUUAAACUCUCCGCUAACGACAAGAUCUACGUAAAAUGCACAAAGCAUGCAAAGAUAAAUACUGAUUCCCAAAAAACGUUUUUUGGGAUCUACAUGGUGCAACAAUACAAGUAACAACAGAUGUCAGUGUAACAAUUCAUGGUAACCAUUCCAAAUCCUUUUUCUUCACAUGUUGGAGUGGCUCUCCCUUAUAAUGGAAGACUGGGUGAUUGGAUGUCUUUUACUGGGUAACCAAGUCUUCAGCCAUUCGUCAGCUGACCUUAAGAAGUGCCAACAGAAUGACUGAAAGCAGUGCCUGCUUCCAAGUCACAUCCCCAAGCAACACAGCCAUCAACGGGAUUACAUGAAGAAUUUGUUAUGCCAAUUGUCAAAUGGAUGAAGCCAUUGGAGCAUGAACUAAAAAUGUGGCCUUCCACUGGAAACAUGACAUGCCUGACUCUGAAUGUACUGAUGUAUUUAUGUUUGUUUAUUUAUUGUGUAUCCCUUUACUACACAAGAAAACACAGUUAGGCUUUAUUUCCAAUAACAGUCAGCUUAUGUGCACUGGCUCCAAAUACUGGCGUAUCUGUACACCAGGAGUGCUGGUAUAUAAGGACUCUGUCGUAAUAGAAACCCAUCAAGAAGGCACAAAGUGUCCUAUUUGGGUUAGUUUUCUAACUUUUCCUCUCUUUUUAGUCAUUUUUUAGUGACUUCUAUAAUAUUUGAACAGCUUUCCUGUUAGAACUACUUCUAAUUGGGGUCACAAUUGGGGCCACUCCGUUACCCAAAUAAUGCAAAUAUUCUUCAUUCCACUUUCUUACUGCUUCAUUCAAUUCAAGGUCACAGGGGAUCCAUAGCCCAUCCCAGUAAGAAGUGGGAGCAUGGUGGGGUACAUCCUGGAUAUACACAGUCAGACAUGCAUACACUCACACUAGGACCAGUUUUUCUAGAAGCCAAUCAAUCUUCCUUUAAACAGUAUCUUUGGACUGUGGGAGGUAACUGAAGGAAACCACACAAACAUGGGAGGAACAUACAAAUUCCAUGCAGAUAGCACCCCAGGACUGGAAUUAAACCCCGGGCAGCAGCACAGCAAGGCAGUAAUGCUGGUGCCAUCUUAAUGCAAACAUGCCUUCCUGAAAAUACACUGAAAGAAUACCAGAAUAUAUCCUUCUUGUGUUAAGUAUAGCAUAAGGCAAAGACUCAGCCAGUGGUACUACAGUCUUAAUAUUUGAAGAUUAACUUCACAAUUAACUCUACAAUUAAUGUAGAGUGAAGGGAUUUUAUGAUUAUAAGACAAAAUUCCAUACUGAAACGCUAUACAACUCAACACAAAGCAGCAGUGCAGAGGAGGUCUGAGGGAUCCAUAUUCUGGAUGUGUUUUAAUCUGAAAUCCUUAAAUUCUGUUGUUGCAAGAUGCUUUAUUCAAAUCGCUCCAGAACUGGUCUUGCUGCAUAAAUGGGAGCACGUCUGGUCUUCAUUAAUUCUUAAACCUUAUGUUUCAGACUCUUUGGCCAAUUAACACAGCAGUGCUUUUUUCUUUCUUAAAUUUUGUAUUUUUCUGUCCAAACCUUUAACAACAAACAACAGAAGGGCUGAAAAUAGGAACAAACCAUCUGACCUGUUCUGCUCACCUAUUUGCUAGAAGCUAAUCAAUCCCAGAAACCCUUUUUCACCGGGUCCCAGGCAAUCAGUGUCAACAACAUAUCUAGCAGGGUGGGUUGUUACAGACAUUCACAGCCACAGCAUUUAUAAAGAAGUGCCUCUUAUUUUCAGUCUGUUCAUUUAAUUUCCUUGGCAAUUUCCUUGGCACCUGAACUUUUGAAAUAGUCCAUCUGAUUGACUUUUUCAAAAUUUUAAUCCCAAAGAUCAUGCAGGAUUAUCAGGAAUGGACUGUGCUUUUCUACAACCAAGUUGAAGAAUACAUGGAGCUGGCUUAGCAGAGACUCAAAACAGGAUGACCAUGUCCCCAUAAGCAAUAGAUAACCAUGAGGCAUGGCAUAUCUUUAUCAUUUGUCUUUUUGAAAAAGUAAAGUGCUUAACUAGUGCCCAUAGCUAUAUACUUGUAAUAUAUACAAUUUAACAUUGAAUAUUGUUGCAAUUUACCACUGGCAGCCCACUGAAGCUAAGCAGGUGUGAGCUUGGCCAGUAUCUGGAUGAGAGGUCUCUUGGGAAAGCUAAGGUUGCUGCUGGAAGAGGUGAUAGCAGGUGCUCACCCUGCAGUCUGUGUUGGUCCUAC